GCGCACAAAAAGGAGUGUUAACAGCGCUCGCUCCCACAAACACACUCUCUCUCUCCACCGGCUGCCUGUUCGCCUUUAGGCUACUGUAUUUGACAUUGACAGUAUCCAGGGAGUCAGCCCCGGCAAAUCGUCAAAAACAACAAUUGUAAUUUCCCAUUGGCUUCCAGUUCUUUGUGGAGUAGCUGCAACUGUUGGUGAAGAGAGUGAAGACAACAGACUGGUUUACUCCCAAUUUAGUGACAAUUUUUAUUUUAUUUUUUUGCAUCAUGGCCAAGAUGUUUCUGACGAGAAAAUCAAGAUUUCCUUCUGCAUGGAUGAAAUGCUGUUAGACCACAUACCUCUCUACUGAGCAUCUCUACAGCCACAAACUAGCCAUGAAGUCAGCUUUGCAAAGGAUAGCAGGCACCACAAUGAGUACAUUAACAACAGGUGUCCAGUAUCUUGGCUCAAACGACGCCAGCUACAACGACGCCUCCAUUGACUCGAGUCUAAUCAAGAACCGAUUCCACUUUGAGAAGCCUCACUCUGCCUCGAUUAGUAACUCCUUUCCCGGACUCGUCCCUGGAAAUAAGGAGGUCGUUUACAGUGGCCUCUCUCCCAUUUUCCCCACAAAUGUAACAGACUUUCUGCUGAGCAAUGGCACCUCUCUCAGCGGAGGGGUGGCACAGUGUGGGGAGGACUUUGUGGACAACAUGGAGUGUUUUAUGAUUCUGACACCCGGUCAGCAGCUCGCAGUCGCCAUCCUGGCACUCACCCUGGGUACAUUUACAGUGCUGGAAAACCUCAUGGUGCUGUGUGUGAUCCUACACUCCCAGACGCUUCGAUCUCGGCCUUCCUAUCACUUCAUAGGCAGCCUGGCUGUGGCUGAUCUGAUAGGCAGCAUCAUUUUUGUCUACAGCUUCCUGGAUUUCCACGUCCUCCACAGGAAGGACAGCCCCAAUAUUUUCCUUUUCAAGCUGGCCGGGGUCAUCGCCUCCUUCACCGCCUCUGUUGGCAGUCUGUUUCUCACUGCGAUUGACCGCUACAUCUCCAUCCACAGGCCCAUGUCGUACAAACGCAUCGUCACAAAGACUAAAGCAGUUAUUGCCUUCAGUGUGAUGUGGACCAUCUCUAUCGUCUUCUCACUGCUGCCGUUGCUGGGGUGGAACUGCAAGCGUCUCAACUCUGUCUGCUCGGAUAUUUUCCCUCUAAUCGACCAGAAGUACUUGAUGUUCUGGAUCGGGAUGACAACCAUCUUGGUCCUGUUCAUCAUCUACGCCUACAUGUUCAUCCUCUGGAAGUCACACCACCAUGCUGUCCGCAUGCUGAGCCGCAGCUCCCAGAGGAGUGUGAUUGUCUACACUGCAGAGGGGACCAAAGUGCAGACGGUGAGGCCCGAGCAGGCCCGGAUGGACCUCCGUCUGGCUAAAACCCUGGUUCUGAUCCUGGUGGCCCUUAUCAUCUGCUGGGGCCCACUUCUAGCUAUUAUGGUUUACGACCUCUUUGGGAAGGUGAACGACUUCAUCAAGACUGUGUUUGCCUUUUGCAGCAUGCUCACCCUGCUCAACUCCACCGUGAACCCUGUGAUCUACGCCAUGAGGAGCAAGGACCUGCGUAGGGCCUUCCUCAACAUCUGCCAUAUGUGCCGGGGAACGACGCAGCCUCUGGACAACAGCGCAGAGAGUGAUUGGAACAGCAGGAGUGUGAGAGGCACAGCAGGUGGAGCGGGGAAAGAUGGCACCGGUUGUGGAAAGACUCGAGUAAAAGUAGCCCAGGUUACUGUUUCUGGAGUGACUGAGACUUCUACUGCAGAGCCAGUCUAAGAAAAAAAACUGCCCUGCUCUGGUAUAACUGUGAAGUUAUUGUAGAAUAGCCCCGACCCUCCUAGUGCGCAGCAGGUUUCUGUUACUGUGAAAUGUGCCAAAAAA
Molecule: messenger RNA, 1907 nt
Organism: Sander lucioperca (pikeperch)
Lineage: Eukaryota; Metazoa; Chordata; Actinopteri; Perciformes; Percidae
Product: cannabinoid receptor type 1B-like
Exons: 2
Coding region: 375-1802 (475 amino acids)
Biological process (GO): G protein-coupled receptor signaling pathway
Cellular component (GO): membrane
Molecular function (GO): cannabinoid receptor activity
Source: RefSeq, a predicted model, not a curated record